Molecule: messenger RNA, 549 nt
Organism: Caenorhabditis bovis
Lineage: Eukaryota; Metazoa; Nematoda; Chromadorea; Rhabditida; Rhabditidae
Source: the annotation of a GenBank genome assembly
AUGUUCUCAAAAACGCAUCGAAUGAUGAAGUUUGCAAUUGCGUUAACUUUCGUGUGCUCCGUGGCUGCUCAAUCAGGACCACCCAUGUUCAAGUUCGCCUACUCCUACGAAGACAACGAAUGCUUCUUCUAUAACAAGAACUUCACUCCAGCCAAUAGCUACAAUGACAUCAUUUCAUGCGAAAGAGCUGAACUUGACGAAGGUCGCCAUGUGUGCCCCGCUGGAAUCACAGUCCAUCCGAAUCUUGAUGGAGAAGCGAAUGGACACUGCGAAGGAAGUGUACCAAAUAAGAAAUGCGAUUCUGACACUUCGACAUGUCUUCCAGGAUACACUUAUGGAUUAUGUUGUGACACUGCUCAAUUGGAUGCCUAUUCCAAUGAUAUGCUCGCCGAAUGCCCGAAUGGUCUGAAAUUGAGAUACACUGAUCCUGCUCUUCCAUGGUACGCUCAUGAUAUGCGAGUCGUCGCCAAAUCAUGCGACGUUUUGCAAUGCCCAGCCGGAUACCAUUGCCACACCGGCCUCCAUUUCGCAUAUUGCUGUCCAAAUUAA